CGGGCGUGCGCAGCAGCCACGUGUGCGGUCUGUGGCGAGCAAGACUUGGAUGAAUGUCGGCCAUGGUCGAGACCAGAACACAGCCGGGUCGGUGGGAUGGGCGAUGGGCGAUAGGCAGAGCGAGCGAGACAACCAUGCGUGGGUGCGCUGCGGUCUGCUGGUUGAUCGCCCACUGCAUCCAGUCAAUCGUCCGUCAUGUCGAACCUGCAUCCAUCCGAGGAGGGCUUCUUUCGCCGCACCAAGCGCAAGUUCCUGGAGAACCCCUUUAUCUUCCCUGGAUUCGUGGCCUGUACCUAUGGCCUGUUCCUGAUGAUCCGCAGCCUGAACCGGGGGGACAAGAUUGGGUUCCAGUAUGGCCAGCGUUUCCGAGUUGGCGCCCAUGUCCUGACGGUAGCGUUCUUUGCUGGCGGCAUGCUCUACCACGACUGGAACAAGAAGCAGAAGCAGAUCCAGGAGAGUGGGGCAGCAGCCCAAGCCUGAAGCGCUUCCCGGUAUCGCCGGCACUGUCCAUCGACCGCUUUUUACCACCAGCACCUACUCUCUGGACCAGCACAUGCCUCUGUAGACUGCAACGACGCUUGUCCAUCUGCUCAUCUCCGCCUAAUAUAUCAACCAUCGCUCGGCAUCAGCAUGAGCGCGCUGUUGCAUAGACC
Polychytrium aggregatum is the source of this 653-nucleotide messenger RNA. RefSeq lists its product as uncharacterized. The record is from RefSeq and is a predicted model, not a curated record. The transcript is spliced from 5 exons. The coding region runs from base 196 to 480 and encodes 94 amino acids. Lineage: Eukaryota; Fungi; Chytridiomycota; Chytridiomycetes; Polychytriales.